GCCGGCCCAACCGGUGUGAGGACACAGGGCCGGCCUUCCUGCAGCGUCUUCCGCUCGCCGGUUGCGGCGCCUAGGACGGUUGCGGUGGGUCUGGGCGCUGGGAAACCGUCCAAGAUGAUUAAAAAAUUCGACAAGAAGGACGAGGAGUCUGGUAGUGGUUCCAAUCCUUUCCAGCAUUUGGAGAAGAGUUCUGUCCUGCAGGAGGCACGCAUAUUCAAUGAAACUCCCAUCAAUCCAAGAAGAUGCUUGCAUAUCUUGACGAAGGUCCUUUACUUACUCAAUCAGGGUGAGCACUUCGGAACUGUGGAAGCUACAGAAGCCUUCUUCGCAAUGACUCGGUUGUUUCAGUCUAAUGAUCAAACGCUGAGGAGAAUGUGCUACCUUACCAUCAAGGAAAUGGCUACCAUCUCUGAGGACGUGAUCAUCGUCACAAGCAGUCUGACUAAAGACAUGACUGGAAAGGAAGAUGUGUACCGAGGCCCAGCCAUCAGGGCUCUCUGCAGAAUCACAGAUGGAACAAUGUUGCAAGCUAUUGAAAGGUACAUGAAGCAGGCCAUUGUGGAUAAGGUCCCCAGUGUAUCCAGUUCAGCACUGGUAUCCUCCUUACACAUGAUGAAGAUAAGCUAUGAUGUGGUUAAACGGUGGAUAAAUGAAGCCCAAGAAGCUGCAUCGAGUGACAACAUCAUGGUGCAGUACCAUGCAUUGGGUGUGCUUUAUCACCUUAGGAAGAAUGAUCGGCUUGCUGUCUCCAAGAUGUUAAAUAAAUUUACCAAAUCUGGUGUCAAAUCACAGUUUGCGUAUUGUAUGCUGAUUCGAAUUGCUAGUCGCUUACUAAAAGAAAGUGAGGACGGUCAUGAAAGUCCACUCUUCGAUUUCAUUGAGAGCUGCUUACGAAAUAAACAUGAAAUGGUCAUUUAUGAAGCUGCUUCUGCCAUUAUUCAUCUUCCUAACUGUACUGCCAGAGAGUUGGCACCUGCCGUUUCAGUUCUUCAACUUUUCUGUAGCUCUCCUAAGCCAGCCUUGAGAUAUGCAGCUGUGCGGACCUUAAACAAAGUGGCAAUGAAGCAUCCCUCUGCUGUUACUGCCUGCAACCUGGACUUAGAAAACUUAAUCACGGACUCAAACAGAAGUAUCGCUACGCUGGCCAUUACUACAUUGCUCAAAACAGGAAGUGAGAGCAGUGUGGACAGGCUUAUGAAGCAGAUAUCUUCUUUUGUGUCUGAAAUCUCAGAUGAAUUCAAGGUGGUGGUUGUACAGGCAAUUAGUGCUCUCUGCCAGAAGUACCCACGGAAACACAGCGUUAUGAUGACGUUCCUUUCCAACAUGCUUCGAGAUGAUGGAGGUUUUGAAUACAAAAAGGCCAUCGUGGACUGCAUAAUAAGCAUUGUGGAAGAGAACCCUGAGAGUAAAGAAGCUGGCCUAGCCCACCUCUGCGAAUUCAUUGAGGACUGUGAACACACCGUCCUGGCUACUAAGAUUCUCCACUUAUUGGGCAAAGAGGGCCCUAGAACACCUGUCCCCUCCAAAUAUAUCAGAUUCAUUUUUAAUAGGGUGGUCCUGGAGAACGAGGCUGUCAGAGCUGCUGCUGUGAGUGCUUUGGCUAAAUUUGGAGCUCAGAAUGAGAGCCUUCUCCCAAGCAUCCUUGUACUCUUACAAAGGUGUAUGAUGGAUACAGAUGAUGAGGUACGGGACCGAGCUACCUUCUACCUGAAUGUGCUACAGCAGAGACAGAUGGCCCUGAAUGCUACAUAUAUCUUGAAUGGUCUGACAGUCUCUAUACCAGGGAUGGAAAAGGCCUUACACCAAUAUACAAUGGAGCCGUCAGAAAAACCGUUUGAUAUGAAGUCUAUUCCUCUUGCUAUGGCUCCUGUCUUUGAACAGAAGUCAGAAAUCACGCUUGUGACUCCUAAGCCAGAGAAGUUGGCUCCUUCCAGGCAAGAUAUUUUCCAAGAACAACUGGCUGCCGUUCCUGAGUUUAUGAAUCUGGGGCCCUUGUUCAAGUCUUCCGAGCCGGUCCAGCUCACGGAGGCAGAGACAGAGUACUUCGUGCGCUGUAUCAAGCACAUGUUUACUGACCAUAUCGUGUUCCAGUUUGACUGUACCAACACUCUGAAUGACCAGCUGCUGGAGAAAGUAACAGUGCAGAUGGAACCAUCCGAUUCCCAUGAAGUACUGUGCUGCAUCCCAGCUCCCAGCCUUACUUACAAUCAGCCGGGAAUAUGCUACACACUUGUGCGCUUGCCGGAGGAGGAUCCUACAGCAGUUGCAGGCACCUUUAGCUGUACCAUGAAGUUUACAGUCCGGGACUGUGACCCUAACACUGGAGUUCCAGAUGAAGAUGGAUAUGAUGAUGAAUAUGUGCUGGAAGAUCUUGAAGUAACUGUGUCGGACCAUAUGCAGAAGGUACUAAAACCUAACUUUGCUGCUGCCUGGGAGGAGGUGGGAGACGCCUUUGAAAAAGAAGAGACCUUUGCCCUGAGCUCUACAAAAACCCUCGAAGAGGCUGUCAACAACAUCAUCACAUUUCUGGGCAUGCAGCCAUGUGAGCGAUCAGAUAAAGUCCCGGAGAAUAAGAACUCCCAUUCCCUCUACCUGGCAGGCAUAUACAGAGGUGGCUAUGACUUAUUGGUGCGGUCCAGGCUGGCCUUAGCAGAUGGAGUGACCAUGCAGGUGACUGUGAGAAGCACAGAGAGAGCACCUGUAGAUGUUAUCUUGGCUUCUGUGGGAUAAGCUUUUGCUGGGAAAGAUGAUGUGGCUGUGCCCUCCCUAUUGGUGGUUUUUAGGCUAGUGGCAUGAAUGUCCCAGAAUCAUACUUAAAGAUUAAUAAUGACCUUGAAGAAGCAAAUCCAAUGUUUGGCCCUGAGCCAGCAGAUCAAGCAAAUAUUUGUCUUUGUGCAUGGAUUUUAGUGUCUCUUCCCUUCUUACUGUCUUACUUGCUCAGCUUGGGUAUGACAGUGCAGCUUUAAGUGACGUUGAAAAUCGGAUACUAUGUAUGCUACUCUGCAGCUGCUUAGCUUCAUCAUAUGCUUUUAUUUAAUGUGUGAAAACUCUUGGCAAUGUUGGAAACUUUUAUCCCAGGAGGGGGAGGGGAAGCCAGAAUCCAUUUUUGUCACAGUUUGUUUUUAUUAAUAGAAAAUAAACACUCAUUCAUUCCA
Acomys russatus (golden spiny mouse) is the source of this 3155-nucleotide messenger RNA. It is a transcript of the gene Copg2, whose product is annotated as COPI coat complex subunit gamma 2. Gene Ontology annotation, molecular function: structural molecule activity. The transcript has 24 exons. Gene Ontology annotation, biological process: endoplasmic reticulum to Golgi vesicle-mediated transport; protein secretion; intracellular protein transport. Gene Ontology annotation, cellular component: COPI vesicle coat; Golgi membrane; endoplasmic reticulum-Golgi intermediate compartment. NCBI's taxonomy places the organism in Eukaryota, Metazoa, Chordata, Mammalia, Rodentia, Muridae. The record is from RefSeq and is a predicted model, not a curated record. The coding region runs from base 115 to 2730 and encodes 871 amino acids.